AUGGCAGCCAAGGCCCCUAUCAUACUCAUCUUCGGCGCGGGCCCUAACAUCGGCCAGUCCGUCGCUCGCAAAUUUGCCUCGGAAGGUUACAAGGUCGCCCUCGCCGCUCGCUCUCUGGAGGAAGGCAAUAGCACUGAGAAGCAACUGAUCAUCCCCAGCGACAUCUCUAAGACCGAAGACAUAGUCAAUGCUUUCGCCAAAGUGAAGGAGGUAUUUGGUAUCCCUAGUGUCGUCGUCUACAAUGUUAGCGCUGUAACCUUCACACCUGCCGACGACCCUUUCGCUAUCACUCUUGCCGACCUUAGUCGCGAUACGACUAUCAACGUUCACAGCGCCUUCGUCGCCGCCCAACAAGCCGUCUUGGGCUUUUCACAGCUUCCAUCGUCAGCCGCAAGGACCUUCAUUUAUACUGGAAACUUCUUAAACGUUGGCAUUAUCCCGAAGUUUGUCACCCAGGGUAUUGGGAAGUCUGGUGCAGCUCACAUGAUCUGGUCUGCUUCGGACGCGUACAAAGAUCGUGGAUAUAAAUUCUACUAUGCCGAUGAACGGAAGGCAGACGGAACGCCCAAGUACCGUGUCGAUGGUGGCGCACAUGCUGAUCUGUACUGGGAACUGGCACAUGGUGAAACGCAGGGCCCGUGGUUGCAGACAUUUGUUCAUGGGCAGGGAUAUAAGCGGUUUGAUGACUUAUAUACGCCUCUUGCCUGA
Messenger RNA from Penicillium verhagenii, 708 nucleotides. RefSeq lists its product as uncharacterized. The coding region runs from base 1 to 708 and encodes 235 amino acids. The record is from RefSeq and is a predicted model, not a curated record. The transcript has 3 exons. Lineage: Eukaryota; Fungi; Ascomycota; Eurotiomycetes; Eurotiales; Aspergillaceae.